Molecule: messenger RNA, 2312 nt
Organism: Ziziphus jujuba (common jujube)
Lineage: Eukaryota; Viridiplantae; Streptophyta; Magnoliopsida; Rosales; Rhamnaceae
Exons: 2
Coding region: 585-1682 (365 amino acids)
Source: RefSeq, a predicted model, not a curated record
UCUCCUCCGUCAUUACAAACAUUUUUUUUUCUUAUGCUUCUCGCUCUCCAUUGAUCUACCUAACAAUGGAGUUUCAACUGUGGAUCCCCAGUUAUAUGUAUUAAAAAUAAUGAGUACGUUGGUCCAGAUUCCCCAUGUCGAAGCAUUGAAGACCACAUAUUUAAUAUCGGUCGAUGUUUAUGACCCCAUCUCAACGCUAUAGAACCAUCGUGGAAUUUUCAGAUGCCAAUUUUUUAUUUUCUUAACCGUGUGGACAUGUUAACUUGCAGUCAAGCUCUUAAUAAAUAAUGUUAAUCCUAGAAGCAGGCGAUGAACAUUAAGUUCAAUUCUGUCCUCCGUUAUCACAAGACUUUCUUUUUUCUUAUUCUCCUCGCUCUCCAUUGGUCUAUCCAUCAAUGGAGUUCCAAAACAUUAUUGUACGGAAAAUUUCCGGUAUCCCCGGAGCAGUGCUCCAGGAGCAUUGAAAAUUUCUCACAUUUUUCAAGUUUUAUGUUUCUCUCUGUACUCCAUCUUGACCAACUUUUUUUUUCCUUGGCUUCCACCAACAAGCUUUUUUUCUUGAUCUGUCAUUGCUGUGGCUACCAAUGAAGUUCCAAAACAUUGUAGGGGCUGUUCUAAGGUUAAUCUUUGCUGCUGGAGGCCUGAUCUUACUGUUCCACGGAUCCUUCUCGAAGAUACAAUUUGAAGAUCACGCAAGCUUGAAAGGCACGUGUUUUAUCAUUCUCAGUCUUGGUGUUGGUUUCUUUGUGUAUAAGCCUCUGGAAUGUAAUGAUAUGUUUGAGAAGUUACGUACGAUGCAUUUCUUGGUGGGUGCCGUCGUGAAGUUACUUUUGCUGGGUUUAUUCUCUAUGGUGAUUUUCUUUACCAAGUAUCCCGGGCUCAAACUUCAUCAUUCAGAGGGAAAGAGAUCGCGGAAGGUAUAUGAUUUAUUGGGUGUUGGAUCGUUUUCUGUUUUUGCUUUGGUGAUAUCAUGGGAAAGGCGGCAUGGUGGUGGGGAAGGAUUCGGUGUCUUCGAAUAUAUGCUUGAGUUGACUAUGGAUGCUUCUAUGGAGAUUCCUGCUGGACAUGAGGAUGGAUCAGGACCAAAUCUUUGGUAUAUGGUUGGUGCUUAUGUUUAUUGUUUUUUGUUACUUAUCAUCAGAAGUUAUGGGAAUUCCUUGAGUAACUCUGCUGGUCAACAGGAUACUCUGUUGCUAGACCAAAAUGAGAAUUCCUUGAGUACUGAACAAGAAAUCAGAAGUUAUGGGAAUUCCUUGGAUAACUCUGUUGGUCAACAGGAUACUCUGUUGCGAGACCAAAAUGGGAAUUCCUCGAGUACUGAACAAGAAAUCAGUGACCUGGAGUUAGGGUUGAGGAAUAGAAGGAGGUUGCAAGAAGAAAAUUAUCAGCUAAUAUCUGAUCAUAGGAAUUCCUUGAGUAACUCUGUUGGUCAACAGGAUACUCUGUUGCGAGACCAAAAUGGGAAUUCCUUGAGUACUGAACAAGAAAUCAGAAGUUAUGGGAAUUCCUUGAGUAACUCUGUUGGUCAACAGGAUACUCUGUUGCGAGACCAAACUGGGAAUUCCUUGAGUACUGAACAAGAAAUCAGUAACUUGGAGUUAGGGUUGAGGAAUAGGAGGAGGAAUAGGAGGAGUACUGGAAUAGGAGGAGUAGUGAACAAGAAAUCAGGAACUUGGAGUUAGGGUUGAGGAAUAGGAGGAGGUUGCAAGAACGAAUAAACAAAAGAGGACUACAAUAAAUGUUUAUUGAGUGUGAUAACAAGCAUUAUUGAAGUGUGAUUAUAUUAUGUGAAUGCAUGUUGAAGAACCUUGGGGAUGCUCUAAGUGGAGUUAUAUGAACACACUAGUAGAACGAACAUACAGAAGAGGAGCAUGCCUCUGGAGGAGACAUGCAUGGACAUCAGCUGAGCACGCCGAGACAUUUCUGGACCAACCGCCCCUUGGUGGGCUCAUUGCGGCAAUCCAAUCGGCAGCCGUCGUGAUUCAAACCUCUUAUCUACCUUUUUACAUCCAUAUUUAACCAAUUGCAUGAAGCCGAGAACAACAAUUUCCAUGGAAUUCCUGGACAAGAUGAUGACUGAGGACAAACUCUGGGAUACAAUUGGUGCUUACGUUUUUUGUUUUUUCGUUCGUUAUCAUCAGAAGCCACAAAAGCAGGGGUCCAUAAUUAUAUGGGAUCAUUGCACAUUAGCUUGAAGUCUUUGCAAAAUGUUUUUAAUUAUUAUAUUUCUUUACUACCAAAAAAAAGGCAUAGCCUGAGGGGUUUUCUUGGAUGAUUAUCAUUUUAAAUAAUGAGUUGUUUAGAAAACUAUU